This is a messenger RNA of Sesamum indicum (sesame), 496 nucleotides long. Its product is annotated as kirola. The record is from RefSeq and is a predicted model, not a curated record. Gene Ontology annotation, biological process: defense response. NCBI's taxonomy places the organism in Eukaryota, Viridiplantae, Streptophyta, Magnoliopsida, Lamiales, Pedaliaceae.
UUUCUUACAUUACAAACCAAAAAUAAAAAAUGGGCUUGUCGGGCAAAUUAACUGCAGAUGUUCAGAUAAAAUCAGGAGACUUGUUUCAUAAAGUAUAUAGGGACACUCCACACAAUGUGUCAAGCAUGAGCCCUAAUAUAGUACAAGGGUGCGAUCUUCAUCAAGGAAAUUGGGGAACUAUAGGAUCUAUUAUCUGCUGGAGCUACACUCAUGAUGGGGAACAGAAAAUCGCAAAGGAGAUAGUUGAAGCCAUAGACGACGAACAAAGGUCAAUAACAUUGAAAGUCAUUGAAGGACAUCUGAUGGACUACUUUAAGAGCUUUAAAAUAGGAAUACAUGUGGACACAAAGGGCGAAAUCCACUUGGUGACAUGGGUUCUAGAGUACGAGAAAUUACACGAGGAUGUCGAAGAUCCAGUCUCGUUCCUCUCUCUUUUAAUCAAGGUCACAAAAGAUGUCGAGACUCAUCAUCUUAAAAACUAAAGUUAAUACUAUAA